Molecule: messenger RNA, 1672 nt
Organism: Macadamia integrifolia
Lineage: Eukaryota; Viridiplantae; Streptophyta; Magnoliopsida; Proteales; Proteaceae
Product: protein ABIL1-like
Exons: 10
Coding region: 421-1383 (320 amino acids)
Source: RefSeq, a predicted model, not a curated record
UAUCAACCAUCCAUUAAAUUCUCCCGUCGUUUUCCUCUUGCAAUAAAUCCAUAUAACGCAUUUCCCGGGAUUGCUUUGAGUCUACUCUACUCUACUCUACUUUCUCUCUCUCUCUCUUCACUCUGUACGAUACUGUAGCUCUCCCACCAAAACCUAACGCAAGUCCAACCAUUAAUCUAUAAUUAUGAUAUUCCCUUUGCUUCGUUUGUAAUUAUUCUACAAUUCUACCAAAAAAAGCAAUUAUUCUACAAUCUCUUUUUGUCUUCUCAUUGGUUCUCUGUAAAUCCAGUCGACGGAAUUUGUUGAAAUGGAGCAAUUACUGUCGAAAAAUCCAGCCAUGAACUUCGACGAGGUCUCCAUGGAAAGAAGCAAGGGCUUCGUCAAGGCUCUGCAGACAACUCGUUUUCAUUUGUUCUUUGAAUGGUUUGGUGGUGCUUCCUCAACUCCAAUGUUCUUUUCUUUUUAUUGAGAAAACAAUAUCUACUUCCACCCGAAAGAAGGAGAACGCUAGGAUUGGGAGAAAAAGCUAUGUUUAUCCCACUAUACAUUUCAAACUUAUUAAUUAUGGAGGAAUUGAAGAACUUACGGCCACAACUUUAUUCUGCUGCUGAAUAUUGUGAAAAAUCUUAUCUUCACAGCGAGCAGAAACAAAUGGUCCUUGACAACCUGAAGGAUUAUGCAGUACGAGCCCUAGUAAAUGCUGUCGAUCACCUUGGCACUGUUGCUUACAAAUUGGAUGAUAUCUUCGAGCAACAAAUAUUAGAUUUUACCACCUUGGAUUUAAAGCUUUCAUGUCUGAAUCAGAAAGUUCUUACUUGCCAAAUUUACACGGAUAAAGAAGGUCUCAAGCAGCAGCAGUUGUUGACAUUCAUCCGAAGGCAUCACAAGCAUUAUAUUUUACCAAAAACAAUCAACAAGAAAGUACAGUUUAGUCCACAGAUAGAGACAGAUGCCAGGCAAAAGCAUAUUCUAGCAAGGCCUCGUGUUCAUCCUUCAGGCACCCCUGCAUCAAAAACUCUUUCCUGGCAUUUAGCCUCAGAAACAGACUCUACUUUUAAUGGGACUCAAAAUGCAUUGAUGGGCAUUAAAGGCACAAAAGCUACUGGGACAACUCUGGGAGGCUUCCAGCUGUUGGAUGCUGGUGAAGCUGUCUCAUUAAAAUCCUCAGCACCUCAUCUUCAGACAACUAGUGGAUCUUCUGCUUCUGGUGCAGUUCUGCAAACAUUUGGUGUCACAAGAAGGGAUUCUUUGGAAGCAUCCAAACAGUUGACAGCAUUCAGGUCUUUUGACAACCUGGGUCGGCGUGAGACUGUACGUGCCCCUGUUCGCAGCAAAAGUAUGCUAUCAUCAUUGUUUACCAAACACAAAUCAACGAAGCUGUAGCAUUGUAUGUUGGCCAAUCUACCUUUUGGAAUUUCGCGUCAAUUGGGCGUUGCUUCCUACUGAAUUGAUGGUUUUAACUAUCCUUAUGUGCUUGGUGGAGCCAUUUCACUGGUUGGCCAUUGAAGAUCACAAUAGUCAGUUGAUCUUCUACUCUAGCUAUGGUGAAUCUCGCUAGCAGAAGUAAACGAAUUCCAGGCAAGUUCUGACCCCUGCAGUUCAGGAUUGUCUAAAAACCAGCUUUGGCCAGAUGAUCUUGAUUGAAUCAACCUGACAGAUGGGAUCCCCCCCC